ACAUCGAAUUAUUUUGUUCGACGGCCGGCCCCACCUCCUUUCGCGCCCCACCACUGACCCGUGUACGAGUAUACGUGUUUUGUGGGUGUGUGCGUUAGGUCCGCGUGUGUGUGCGUGUGUGUCCGUCGACCGGGACCGUGACCGGGCCGGCGGGGCACCACACUCUCACUCGGUCGGUUUAACGACGGCAGCAGUUUGCCGCGAUCAGCCUUACCCGAACGUACGUCAUAAUAUACGCGAACACAUCGUAAUAAUACAUUAUAUACCUGCGAGCAAAUAACGUACGCACGCACACAAACACAUAUCAUGUCAUUAUUGUGUUCGGUACGUCACGACGUAGGUAUAUAAUAUAUUAGCCGCGAACCAGAUAAUAAUAUACAACGGUCCGUUGAUCGUUACCGUGUGUCCGCGAGCCGGAGAAGCCCGCGCGAAUUCACCGUCGCCGGUACGUAUUUGUGCGCAGUGUUUGCGAACCGCGCAACGAUAGAGUACCUAUACCGCGCCGUUUUUUGCGAACGCGACCACGCACCGAACGGUACACAUUUAUUGUACGCACCGUGUUUAGUGUCGGCAAACCGGCCGCCGCGCCCAGAAAACCAUCACAGUCUGCUCAAAGACGAUCACAGCGCGACAGACGUUCUACAAAACCGUACAUAUCAUAGCGUAUACGCCGCCCUACAGUCGCUGUGGACAAAUAUUAUGUACGAUUGUCCGCCGUUACCGUCAUCGACGCAUUCUCUAGCGCCGCCGUCACCGUUGUCGCCGUCGUCCCUACCGUYAMGAUUGCUGUCCUGUAGUCGCCUCUGAUAUUUUACGUGUUUGCAGCGCGGGUGUCAGCGUCGUAUAGUGAAGUAAAACCGUCCGCGAGCACCCGUGACCAUAUAGUUACACCGAAUAGGUACGAUAUAAUUUUUAUACCAAUAAACAGGUUAAACUAAAAACGCCAACUAUGACAAUGCUAUCGUCGCAAAAACUUUUGUACUCGGAUACGGCGACUGCAGCGGCCGCGGCCGCAGCUGCUGCUGCCGCUGCCGUCAACGCGGCAGCAAUGUAUGGCGGGAAUUCGUCGACCACCGGCGGCGGCGGCGGUGGUGGCGGACCGUCGUCGACACCAUCGCUGUGUUCGCCACCUCCACAGUCACACCACCAACAGCAACAGCAACAGCAACAACAGCAACAGCAGCAGCAGCAGCAACAGCAGCUCGUAUUCGGGAGCAGUGCUUCGGCCGCAGCUAACAUGCAACAGCAACUGUACGGUGGUAUGAAUUCCGCCGCAACGGCAGCAGCGGCUAUGUACGGUUUGAAYGCGUCGGCCGCCGCUGUUGCUGCCGCAGCUGCUGCCGCUGGUGCUGGAGGCGACCCGACCGGCGCCGCGAACGCCGCAGCGCUACAGCGGGUUCGCGCCGACAAGACGUACCGCCGGAACUACACGCACGCUAAGCCCCCGUACUCGUACAUUUCGCUCAUUACCAUGGCCAUACAAAACUCGCCGGUAAAAAUGCUCACCCUUUCGGAAAUUUAUCAGUUUAUUAUGGACCUGUUUCCUUUCUACCGGCAAAAUCAACAGCGGUGGCAGAACUCCAUCAGGCACUCGCUGUCGUUCAACGACUGUUUUGUUAAAGUGCCUCGGACGCCCGACAAGCCAGGUAAGGGUUCGUUUUGGACUUUGCACCCGGACUCUGGCAACAUGUUCGAGAACGGUUGCUACCUACGCCGGCAAAAGCGUUUCAAAGACGAUAAAAAAGAUGCUUCGUCUAUCCGGCAGCACGGCGACGGCGGUCACCACCACCAGCACCACGGUGGCCACAAUCACUCAAAGAGCUCGUCGCCCAUGCUACACAGCGGUGGUAGCCAACACCAGCUCAGCGGUCAACAUCAAUUAAGUGGUGGCCAUCACCAUCAACAACACCAUUUAGACAUGGUUCUGGACAAGAAACCGUCGUCAUCGGUACCGCCGUCGUCGGCGUCGUCCUCAUCCGUACUCGCCGCUGCUGCUGACCACCACCACCACCUACUUCAACUACAACACCACCAUAAUCAAAAACUAAGCGCCGGUGGUGGCGGACUCAUGUCGUCGGCCGCCGCUGCAGACUUGGGAUUCGGUGGUGGCAUGCACCAUCAACACCAACAACACCAGCAGCAGCAGCAACACAGCAAACACCAUUUGCUCCUGCAUCACCACCAUACGCACGACCACCAAAACAGCCACAACAACGGCAAUCACCAUGACAGUGACCACGAUCACGUGCACCACAUGCAUCAUCACUUACAACAACACGGUGGUGGUGACGAUGACUCAUCGUCGUCCAUGUUGGUUGGCUCGUUGCUGCAACAUCACCAACACCAGCAACAACAACAUCAGCAGCAGCAGCACCACCACCAGCAGCAGCAACACCAUCAGCAACAAAAUAGCCCGGUAGACAUUUACGCCGCGGCUGCGGCUGCCGCACAUCACAAUCACCAACAGCAACAGCAGCAUCAGCAGCAACAGCAGCAGCAUCAUAGCCACCAUCAGCAACUGCAACUGCAACAGCACCUCAAAUCUUCAGCAGCGGCUGCCGCGGCCGCAGCUGCUGCCGAAUUCGCCGCAUCCAACCAUCCAUUUUCAAUAACGCGACUGUUGCCGCCACCGCCAACGGCUUCGGCUGCUGCUGCUGCGUCAGCAUCCGACAAACCGUCGUCAGCCGCAUCCGUGGCCGCAGCCACCGCGUCGUCCGCGACGGCCGCCUCUGCCGCCGAGAAAAUGUACGAAAUGGCAGCGGCUUCGCAGUACGGWACCACAGCCGGGUAUAACGAUUACUACCACCCACACGCUCAUCCACAUCAUCCACAUCACCACGGCCAUCCACAUCCACACCACCAGCAGGCUUCACUUUACCACGCGGCAGCGGCCGCUGCAGCAGCCGCCGCCGCCGCAGCAGCCUCCGGUGGACCACAAUCAUCAUCGUCGUCCGUGUCAGGCGCUGCCGCCGCUGCCGGAUCGUCGUCGCCGUUGUGACAUCACCAUCACCAUCAGCAGCUUCAACAGCACCACCAGCACCAAUACCCGCCACUCGUUUGAAAAUGGCUCGGUCACCGGUGGGCCUGCAGCAACAACAGCGGCACCAGCAAUAAUAGUAAUUAUUGUAGCCACGUUUUAUGUUUAAUUUUUCUUCGAUGAUUUCCAAGCGUCUGCCAAACGCGCAUGCGUGAUCGCGAUAAACAUAUGAUAUACAUAAUUUUUAUUUUAUUUUUUCUAGUAAUCUCUCGAGUACCUUCUACCUAUAAACUAUUAUAUUAUACUCAUCAUAUUAUGUGUUUGAUAUUAUCGUCAUGUUUCGUUUUUAG
Molecule: messenger RNA, 3327 nt
Organism: Diuraphis noxia (Russian wheat aphid)
Lineage: Eukaryota; Metazoa; Arthropoda; Insecta; Hemiptera; Aphididae
Biological process (GO): regulation of transcription by RNA polymerase II; cell differentiation; anatomical structure morphogenesis
Molecular function (GO): protein domain specific binding; DNA-binding transcription factor activity, RNA polymerase II-specific; transcription factor binding
Source: RefSeq, a predicted model, not a curated record